This is a messenger RNA of Arachis stenosperma, 531 nucleotides long. Its product is annotated as glutathione S-transferase T3-like. Lineage: Eukaryota; Viridiplantae; Streptophyta; Magnoliopsida; Fabales; Fabaceae. Bases 1 to 531 code for a protein of 176 amino acids. The record is from RefSeq and is a predicted model, not a curated record. The transcript has 2 exons.
AUGACAAGGGGGGUAGUUGCACGUAAGAAAAGAUGGUAUAAGAUCAACAAGGUUGUUGCACAAUUUGCUGGUUGCUACGAUCAAGCUAGUCGAAACAUAAGGAGUGGUUCGAACGUUGAUGAUAUAAAGGAGUUGGCUUAUAAUCUUUAUUCCACAAAUUAUGGUCAAAAAUUUACUUUUGAGAGGCAUUGGAACAUGCUUCGGUUGGAGCAAAAAUGGAGAAAAACAUCGUUGACUGACGAACCCGGUGUGGACUCUCCCGUUCCACCACAAGGAUCAAAGAAGAGCAAGCAAAAAGGUAAGGAAAAAGCACAGAUGUCUGAAGAUUUUAGUGAAAGAAAAUCAUCGAUUGUCAAAAAAUUAUCUCUCAUGGAAGAUAUUAAGAAUGUUAUAGAAAAGGAAUUAAUGGAUAGGGAAAAAGAAAGAGAAGAGGAGAAGGAACAUAGAGCAAAGAUUAUGGCAAUAAAAAAGAAGGAGUUACAAAUUCAAGCGGCAAUAAAGAACAAGAAUUAUAAGUUCAAGCAACAAUGA